Olea europaea var. sylvestris is the source of this 699-nucleotide messenger RNA. Its product is annotated as ADP-ribosylation factor 1-like. The annotation marks the transcript as partial. The record is from RefSeq and is a predicted model, not a curated record. The transcript has 4 exons. Gene Ontology annotation, biological process: intracellular protein transport; vesicle-mediated transport. Gene Ontology annotation, cellular component: cytoplasm; Golgi apparatus. NCBI's taxonomy places the organism in Eukaryota, Viridiplantae, Streptophyta, Magnoliopsida, Lamiales, Oleaceae. Gene Ontology annotation, molecular function: GTPase activity; GTP binding.
UUGGGAAUUUUUCUAUCACCACCUCUUUGUGAGGGACUUGAAGACUUCUCUCUUGAUUAUUUUACUCUCAUUAAUUGCUAUUUCUACAUCUAUGUCAACAGUUCACCAAUAUGUGUUUUUCUGCUCAGGCCAUAUUGGAGGUGCUACUUUCCCAAUACUCAAGCCAUAAUCUAUGUGGUUGAUUCAAGUGAUACUGAUAGGCUGGUGGUUGCCAAAGAGGAAUUUCACGCAAUAUUGGAGGAGGAAGAGUUAAAAGGUGCUGUUGUCCUCAUAUAUGCAAAUAAGCAGGAUCUUCCUGGUGCACUUGAUGAUGCUGCAGUGACUGAGGCCUUGGAGUUGCACAAGAUUAAAAACCGCCAAUGGGCUAUUUUCAAAACGUCUGCCAUAAAAGGAGAAGGGCUGUUUGAGGGCUUGGACUGGUUGAGUAAUACACUUAAAUCUGGAGGUGGCUAGACAAGGGAUGGAUGAUUGCUGUGAUGUGGUCGAGGCUGAAAAUCUGACUGUUACCGGUAUGUUUUGUGUUAGAGAUUCCAUUCAUUGGCUUUCUUCUUGUUACACUUUCUUAACCAGACAGUGGAUAUAGAAUUUAAAUUUCAGUAAUAUGAUAUAUAAAUUUGCUCAACAAUCUGUAACUUCGUUUUUACCAGAUUGGUUUUGCCCCAUUUGUUGUUAUACAUGGUGUUAACUGGUGUUUGUUUA